AUGUCCGAGUUGGGGGCAAGCACCUUCUGGCGUCCCCUAAUAGACCAGCUGCAGAACUGUGCCCCCGAUGAUCCCAUUCACAAAUGUUUCUCAGCCGGUAUGGGCAAGGAUAUCCUGGAACAGGCUGAUGAACUUUUCAACCUCGCGCACAGAAAGCUCCAUACUUUCCCCUUCAAGGAUGUCCAGCCUUGUUGGUUUCGCCUCUACACGGACGCCAGUAUCGUUCAAGUGCUGAAGUUGCUUGGUGUCACUUCUCCUGCCCUGGAAGAUUCGAUGCUAUCUGAGUCUCUGAAAAUCCAUCUCGAUGAGGUUGUGUCCAUACUAGACAUGGCUUUAAUCAUGGCUGGGGGCCUGGGACGAGAACAGCUGAUCCACGAUAUCUUGGCCAAAUUAAAAGCUGCCAAUGUAAGUGACGAGAAAGACGAGGAGCGCUCACGAAAGAGAAGGCGAGUCGAUGGGAAGUCUGGGUCUGGUGAAAUCCCCGAUGAUCUCCUGCCUGCAGAAAGCGUCUCCAUACCUACCAUUAAAUUUCCAGUCCUGCAGAUGGAUCGGCCAAGCCUCACGAAGUUCUCCCAGCACAUUCAGCAAAUACGGGAACCUGUGGUCUUGACAAACACCAUCAAUCAUUGGCCAGCUCUUGAAAAAUGGCAUCGUACUUCCUUUUGGCUCGACGCUACGAUUGGCGGCCGUCGCCUUGUCCCGAUCGAGGUUGGACGAAGCUACACUGAUGAUGACUGGAGCCAGAAGAUUAUGCCCUUCAGAGAGUUUCUAAGUCUCUAUUUACUACAAUCAUCGGAUGAUGGAUCAAGCAGAAGCCCUAGAAAUAAUGAUCAGACGGGAUAUCUGGCGCAGCAUGAUCUUUUCAAACAGAUUCCAGCCCUUCGAAAUGAUAUUGCAACCCCAGACUAUUGCUACCUGGAAGCUCCGCCUCCUGAACCUAACACGCCAGUAGCCUUGAGCAAGGCAAAGGAGGGAGUGAAGAAGACAAGUCAUCCCACGACCAUUCCUCCUUUCCCUGAGUUGCCCGACAAGGACGAUGCUGAUGAGACGGGACCUGGGGGCGAGGCCCAGACCAAUAUCUGGUUUGGCCCUGCAUGGACGAUCUCGCCGCUCCAUCACGAUCCAUACCACAAUAUCCUGUGCCAGGUCGCUGGCAGAAAAUACGUGAGAUUGUAUUCACCACACCACAGCAAAGCGUUAUUACCUAGACCCGAAGACGAGCCUGCUCCUCAUCACAAACCAGGUAGUGUAGACGACGGAGAGCAGCACGGUGACACAAUUGACAUGUCAAACACUUCACAAGUUGACCUCGCCGCCAUCGAACUGUCCCCAUUCGAAGAUUGGGACGAGGUUUACCCCGGGAUUAAUCAAGUGCCCUACGUUGAGUGUGUCCUCGAGGCUGGCCAGGCGCUCUACAUACCUAUCGGAUGGUGGCACUACGUGCGGAGCUGUUCCGUGGGAAUAUCUGUGAGCUUUUGGUGGUGA
Molecule: messenger RNA, 1485 nt
Organism: Fonsecaea erecta
Lineage: Eukaryota; Fungi; Ascomycota; Eurotiomycetes; Chaetothyriales; Herpotrichiellaceae
Exons: 1
Coding region: 1-1485 (494 amino acids)
Molecular function (GO): 2-oxoglutarate-dependent dioxygenase activity
Source: RefSeq, a predicted model, not a curated record